Messenger RNA from Penicillium soppii, 1227 nucleotides. Its product is annotated as Peptidase S26A signal peptidase I. The transcript is spliced from 4 exons. Gene Ontology annotation, molecular function: serine-type endopeptidase activity. NCBI's taxonomy places the organism in Eukaryota, Fungi, Ascomycota, Eurotiomycetes, Eurotiales, Aspergillaceae. Gene Ontology annotation, cellular component: membrane. The coding region runs from base 1 to 1227 and encodes 408 amino acids. The record is from RefSeq and is a predicted model, not a curated record.
AUGUCCUGCGCAAAAGACCAAAGCAAGAUCCCAGGCGAACCACGAACAACAAAAAGUCAAUUCCUCGAAACAGGAGCAUCAGUGGUCCAAGACUUCACACCAGUAAAGCAGAUAUGCGCACACGUAAACGCAUUCCACGUUUACGCCAGCGACCCAACCCGAUGUGUCGAAGCGAACCACUAUUGCACGCAUCUAACAGAAGACGUACGCCAAUGCCUAAUCUACGACUCGCCCGAGAAGAACGCUCGCCUCAUCGGCGUGGAGUACAUGGUCUCGCCGCGCAUCUUCGCAACGCUCCCAGAAGAAGAGCGCCAGCUCUGGCACACGCAUGAAUUCGAGGUCAAAAGCGGCAUGCUUAUCAUGCCUGCACCGGCUGGCAUGCCUGAUUCCGUCUGGGAGGCUGCUGAGACGGCCGAGAUGCAGGAUUUGGCGCCUAUCUAUGGCAAAACGUUUCAUUUUUGGCAGGUUGAUCGAGGCGAUCCUGUUCCUAUGGGUAUGCCGCAGUUGAUGGGCAGCUUUACUUCCGAUGAGAGUGUUGAGCGGGCUAGGCCUGGAGGGUUAGAUGCGUUGCUUGGAGAGAGAGAUGCGAGGUUUGGGGUUGAUUAUCGGCAGAAGGCGAAGAAGAGGGAGGGGAUUGAGCCUGUUGAGAAGCACAAGGGUAUACAGCUUUCCAACUCACACCACAUGGAGCGAUUAUUACGAUCUACACUUCGGCUACUGAACCUGCGCACCGCCGGACGGCUCGCACUCAAUGGCGCCGGAACGUUCUGCGCAUGCGCGCUGAUCUGGGAGCACCUGAUCACCAUCCAGCUCAGCGCGGGCCCGUCGAUGUACCCGACCUUCGAUGUGCGCGGCGACUGGCUCCUGAUUUCGCGGAUCCACCGCAAUGGCAAGGGGAUUGAGGUCGGGGAUGUGGUGCGAUUCGGGCACCCGAACUUCCAGGGCGUCAAUGUUGCGAAGCGGGUGGUGGGUAUGCCUGGGGAUUUUGUUUGCCAAGAUAAGCCGCUCAGUACGGAGAUUGGAAAGGACAACAAUAUGAUUCAGAUUCCCGAAGGCCAUGUUUUCCUGGCUGGCGACAAUCUUCCCUGGUCGAGGGAUUCGAGGAAUUACGGACCCGUGCCUAUGGGGCUCAUUAAUGGGAAGAUAAUUGCGCGGGUAUGGCCGCCGUCGAAGGCGGAGUGGGUGCGCAAUCCAUUGAAACCGGCGCAGUUGGAGGGGAGUAUUUGA